AUGGAGAAAUUGUCGGCACGAUUCUGUGAUGCUCGUAAAACGAACGUGGACGAUCAAUGGUAUAUACCAAGGCCUACGAUAAAUAAAUUACUCGACAGGAACACUAUUUCCCAGCUUGCAGACGAGAGCAACCUUCCAACUCCUGAGGAUGGUGGCAAAUUUGGGGUCAAAUACCGACCUGGUCUUGUGGAUGCCAUUCAUGCGCAGGCGACGGCAACGCUUGCUAUAUUAUUUCACCUCGAUCCGAUCUAUUUACGUUAUCUACAUUACAUCGUCAGCCUCAUCAGGUAUGGAAACUCUACAGGCUCUGAUAUUGAUCACCGUUUGCCACUUACUGUCGAGAGUCUCGACCUUUGCGAGCUCGACCCUGAUCAUGCGAAAUCCUUCUUUAACGAGCAAUGGCAUUUCAUUGCACCUACCAUUCGCCUUGGUAUAGUUUCUCCAGUCGAGUUCAGUCGAGAAGUCAUACUGCCACUCCGAUCUAAUGAGACGGAAAGACACUUUGACGAACUAGGAGCGUUCGGCUCUGUCACAGAGAUUUAUGUUGAGCAAGGUCACCAAGCAGAGCCGGGUUAUAGUGGUAGAGUGGUUCGCAAAAAGUUUCAUCCCUAUGUCAAGAAAAAGAUGUUCCUUAAGGAGCUUCAUAACUUAAGUAUUUUGUCUUCAAUACGGCACGAAAACAUUGUCCAACUAUUGUCAGCAUAUGUACAAGAUGGAAGCUUCAAUCUCAUCUUUCCCCUUGCAAGUCACGGAAACCUCGAACAAUUAUUUCGACGUCAGAUGCCAUCUCAAUGGUCGAUAAUGGAAUCUGAUAGAUCUGUCCUUAUGGGUGUGUCUGGAUUAGCCUCGGCAUUGGUAACAAUGCACGAAUUUACAUCUGGAAAUCUCCGCCUGAUAGGAUGCCAUCGCGACCUCAAACCUGCGAAUGUUCUUGUGGAUGGUCAGCGAUUGCUCCUGGCCGAUUUCGGUCUAUCCAGAAUUGUGGACAGCCAGGAGACCUCUAGCUCUACAGCACCGAAUGUUCUGGGAGACUUCUUGGCGCCUGAGCACGAAGGCAAAGAUUUCAUCCGAAAUCCCAUCGGGCGUUCGAGUGACAUAUGGGCAUUUGGAUGUAUCAUGCUGAUGCUGUUAGUGUACUACAAGGAUGGUCCUGAUGGGCUGGAGCAGCUCAAGAGUAAGCGCCGAAGAGAAUGGCCGCAGUAUUCGCAUCAUUGCUUUCAUGAUUAUGACAGACCUAAUAAGGGUCUAAUAGAUCAAUUUACUAAACUUGACCUUGAUCCCUCUGCCUUCGUGCAAGGCCUCUCUAAAAUCAUCCAAAAACUGCUUGCUCUGGAGAAGAACAAGCGACCGAGAGCUGCUGCUGUCGAUAUACACAUUCGAGCUUUGAUAAUCUAUUUAUUGUCCCAGACGGUUGACCAGGCCUUCCGUCAGGCUUGCGAGAGUGACUACACCCACGUCCAUGUCGAGAGAGUAAGGUUCCAAGGAUGGCGUUUAGCAGUCAAAAUCACGCAUUCGGAUUUUCCAGACUUUCUGGGAUCUUUCGUAGAUACGUCUUAUGGCGGCUUUGCGUCCACGAUGGACCAUUUACAAGCAUUGCAAAGCACAGUCGCCAGUUUCAAAGAGAGCCAUAUUAAUCGAGGAAGGAAGGCAUUCUUACCUGCUAGGAACCGCAUAGAUCGCCUCCUGGAGGCUCUAGAUGGCGAACGACGUGCCAGCGCUUCGGCGUACAUGGAUCACAUCAUGCUCCAGAGCAAAGAUUUCGGGUGGCUCCAAGAGUUGCACAAGUUUAGCCAGAAGAUAUUCGACGCGCACACGGAAAGAAAAGUCGACAUAAGGAGACGAAUUCUUAUGCCAUCUAGGUCGAAUGAACGUAUUGACGGAAAUCUUCUUGUCGAAUUUUCUCAACUAGACCCCUCGCCAGGAAUGGAUCAGAUCUCCAAAGUGCAGGUCAUGUCCAGCACUCCUCGUGAGCAUACUGUAGCUCUUGUUGAAGACACAACUUUUUUCGGGAUCGACACUGCGCCUGAACCAACGUCACCCUUACGUUUACAAGAGAUAACAAAAUUGCUCUCGAUCUCAGCAGCUAAUGAUAUAUACAAAGUCUUGCGGUGUCGUGGCUAUUACCACCACCCAAUUGAGCUACGUUCGGGAUUACUCUAUGAACUGCCCAACGGUCCGCAUGGCCAGCUUGAGCAAUACAUCACCCUACGCCAGAUUCUCGAAAGCGAGAGCAUGGCCUGGCUCCUGGAAGACCGCUUCCACCUUGCCCAUAGUCUUGCAGCCGCACUGUUUGAGCUACAUUCUGUGUCAUGGCUACACCGCAAUAUCUCAGCAUCCAACAUAAUCUUCUUCUAUGACAAGCAGGGGGAUCCAAUUAAUCCUAAAGCGUUCUACUUCAUUGGUUUUGCACAAAGUCGUGCUGAUCGGGACCUGACACACAGCGAUGGACCCGCAGCGGGAAUACAAGAGGAUGACUACUAUCAGCAUCCGAAAUAUCGGUCUCAGAGCCAGGGAUUUCAAAUGCACCACGACUCUUAUGCCCUAGGCAUACUACUGUUGGAGAUAGGCAUUUGGCAACUGUAUCCAGGAGCUGUACGUAAAUGCAACGGCGAUGAAUCCACUAUGGAGGAGCUUGUAUUGCGUCUAGGGCCGUCAAUGGGUUCAUCCUAUCGUGAUAGUGUCUUGAAAUGUCUUGACGGAACCUUAGAGACGACUUCCUCUCUAGGAGGUUUUGACAAGAUGCCGAUGCGAUUUCGGACGCUUGUCGUUGAAGAGCUGAGUUCCAGCAAAUGCCGUGCGUAA
Bacidia gigantensis is the source of this 2802-nucleotide messenger RNA. RefSeq lists its product as uncharacterized. The transcript is spliced from 2 exons. The record is from RefSeq and is a predicted model, not a curated record. Gene Ontology annotation, molecular function: protein kinase activity; ATP binding. Lineage: Eukaryota; Fungi; Ascomycota; Lecanoromycetes; Lecanorales; Ramalinaceae. Gene Ontology annotation, biological process: protein phosphorylation. Bases 1 to 2802 code for a protein of 933 amino acids.